AGCACCGGAGGUUAUCCUAGGAGUACCCUAUGGUACACCCUUGGACAUGUGGGCGGCUGGAUGCACGCUGUAUGAGCUAUACACGGGCACCAUUCUCUUCCCAGGCAAGACCAACAACGACAUGCUGAGGCUGCAAAUGGAGCUCAAGGGCAAAGUGUCCUCUAAGAUCAUCCGUAAAGCCGCCAUCAGGAAUGAAUAUUUCGAUGAGAAUAUGAACUUCCUGUACCAGGACGUCGACGCGGUGACUGGAAACGAUGUGAUUAAGGAGAUUGCCCAUAUAAAACCUGCCAAAACGAUCCAUCAAUUGUUGGAGGGUCGUUUGGAACUGUCGCCGUAUGAGCAGGAGUGGGAAUCGUUGUUCGCCGAUGUUCUCGAGCGUAUGCUGAUGACUGACCCAGACAAGCGCAUCACCGUGUCCGAGGCGUUGAGACACAA
Molecule: messenger RNA, 435 nt
Organism: Sphaeroforma arctica JP610
Lineage: Eukaryota; Ichthyosporea; Ichthyophonida
Exons: 3
Biological process (GO): peptidyl-serine phosphorylation; peptidyl-threonine phosphorylation
Molecular function (GO): protein serine/threonine kinase activity; ATP binding
Source: RefSeq, a predicted model, not a curated record